GCACAAUGUACUAGUAGUAGUAACUCAAACUCUAACGCUGUUCCUAUCAAUCAUCCCUUUUACUAGUUCAAAACUUCAAACAAAUAUAUCCCUCCCAGAAACUUUUCUUCCAUCUCUAAAAGAAAAGGAAAAGAAGAACAUGGCAGCCACGACCACCACCACCACCAGCACCUGUUUUCUGUUUCUGUUCAUCUUGUCUCAAGUCCGGGCCCAACCCACGGCGCCGUCACCCGCCGCGGAUGUCUGCAACGGAGUUUUUCUCUCCUACACUUUCACGUCGUCUCGGAAAAUCCCACCCACGCUCAGAUCCGUCCCGGCCCGACAGCCAUACCGCUUCCAGUCUACCCUCCAUGUUCUCAACAAUGGCCUUCAGGAACUCAAGUCGUGGCGGGUUUUUGUUGGUUUCCAGCACGACGAGUUCUUGGUGUCUGCUUCUAACGCUGUGUUAGCAGAUGGAAGCUCUUUGCCUGUGGGUGUGGGAAAUGGGACCGUCUUCGCGGGUUACCCGAAUUCGGAUCUCAAGACUGCCAUUGAAACAGCUGGAGAUCAGACUCAGAUGGGUGUUCAGGUCGAUUUGGUCGGGACCCAGUUCGGUGUUGGGUCGCCUGAUGUCCCUAUGCCCCAAAACAUCUCUUUAGUCAAUGAUGGUUGGCUUUGCCCGAAACCCAGCACGCAAGGAAAGAAUGUAAUGCAAGUAUGUUGCACCCAAGAUUCAAAGUUUAAGGCCAAUGUGACAACUGAAGAAUUUCUUCCUCGUCAAAAUGGUGAUCUGACAAUCAUGUAUGACGUAAUCAGAACGUAUGACUCUAAUUACUGGGCACAAGUUACGAUCUCCAACCAUAAUCCCCUUGGCCGUCUUGAUAACUGGAAAUUGAGCUGGGACUGGAUGAGAGAUGAGUUUAUCUUUGCAAUGAAGGGUGCAUAUCCUGCAGUGGUUGAUACUUCUGAAUGCAUCUUUGGCAAACAGGGUCAGUUUUAUCGAGACCUUGACUUUUCCACUGCCCUGAAUUGUGAGAGAAGGCCAACCAUAAUUGACCUGCCUCUGGCAAAGACUAAUGACACAAAUCUGGGGAUGAUACCUUUUUGUUGCCGGAAUGGGACAAUUUUGCCACCAUCUAUGGACCCAAGCAAGUCAAUUUCGUCAUUCCAGAUUAAUGUUUUCAAAAUGCCACCGGAUAAUAAUCGUUCCCAGCUAAAUCCUCCACAGAACUGGAACAUCACUGGCACGGUGAAUCCUGAUUACCAGUGUGGACCUCCAGUACGGGUAAGUCCCAGUGAAUUUCCAGACCCAAGUGGGUUGCUCUCAAAUACUGCUGCCGUUGCUAGCUGGCAAGUAGUCUGCAAUAUCACACAACCAAAGGGAGCAAGCCCAAGAUGCUGCGUAUCAUUUUCUGCUUACUACAAUGAAUCUAUCAUACCAUGCCAAACAUGUGCUUGUGGUUGCCCUUCUACUAGUACUAGUACAUGUAGUGCCAAGGCUCCAGCUCUCCUCCUGCCAUCCCAGGCUCUCCUCAUUCCUGUUGAAAAUCGAACUCAGCUGGCCAAGGCUUGGGCUGGUCUUCACCAUUUUCCAGUGCCAAAUCCACUGCCUUGCGCAGAUAAUUGUGGUGUCAGCAUCAAUUGGCACGUGGCUACAGAUUACAGUGGUGGAUGGUCUGCACGUAUUACAAUUUUCAACUGGGACGAUUUCUCUUUUCCUGACUGGUUUGCAGCAGUUGAAUUGGACAAAACUGCUUCUGGUUUUGAAAAGGUUUACUCUUUCAACGGAAGUACCUUAAGUGGUGUCAACAACACUAUUGUUAUGCAGGGUAUGGAAGGCUUGAAUUAUCUGGUGGCAGAAUCGGAUGGAGCUGACCCGCAGAAGGAUUUCAGAGUGCCCGGGAAGCAACAGUCAGUUAUCUCAUUCACAAAAAAGAAUAUACCAGGAGUUGACAUUGCUGGUGGUGAUGGAUUCCCCACUAAAGUUUACUUCAAUGGAGAGGAAUGCUCCCUCCCCAGAAUACUUCCAACCAAUAAUUCCUACAGGAUGGGCUCAUCCAUUAUAAUCUCUCUCAUUUUUGCCCUUGCAGUUUUCUUGUUUAUGCAGCAAUAACAAUGGAUUAGGUGUGUGAUUCAUUGAGAAUUGUGCUGCUCAUUCGUUUAUUCUUUUAUUGGUGAAUCAGCUGAUGACGUACCAAUUGGUCAGUGUUCAGUGUUUCGGUGAGAGAACUUCUGCAUUCAACCAUCGGUAGACGUACAAAUUGCUGCUACAAAUUUGGUUGUCGAUUCUCAAUGGUGAAUGUUGUGCAGAAAACCAUACUUGGGCUCGCAGCCACCACAUUUAGCUUCCAUACCAUGCUUUAUAGUUUUGUACAAUUCAUGUUUAUUCGCUUAUAUCAUUAUCUCCUGAAAGUGCAUUACAGUGAUUUUUUAAAUAUUUCUUUCUCUA
Molecule: messenger RNA, 2428 nt
Organism: Coffea eugenioides
Lineage: Eukaryota; Viridiplantae; Streptophyta; Magnoliopsida; Gentianales; Rubiaceae
Product: COBRA-like protein 7
Exons: 2
Coding region: 140-2092 (650 amino acids)
Biological process (GO): cellulose microfibril organization
Cellular component (GO): membrane
Source: RefSeq, a predicted model, not a curated record